AAUUGACUAUAUUUACAAUGUAUGGAUCUCUGCAAAGUUUAGGGUUUGUGCUCGAGAAUGGUAUGAGAAAAGUGACGGGAUUAAAUAUCCCUAAAACCAACUACUGGGAAACAUUUCUUGGAUGGGAAAUGUUUAAGUCAGUUUGGAAAUCAAGAGUUGUCGAUAUUACAAAGGAAAUGCGAAACGGACUGGAGGCACAAAAUGUUCCCUUGGUAACACCCGAUGGAAAGAAAUGUGUGCGUUUACUUGAUUUACUUCAAGCUGAGAGAGCAUUAGUCGUGUACUUUGGCAGUUGUAGUUGCCCAGUGUUUAUGAAUAAACUGAAAGAAUUUGGUGUUCUAGCUCAAGACUUUUCAGAUAUCGUGGAUUUUGUCGUUGUAUAUAUUGAAGAAGCACAUCCCAUUGAUGGAUGGUCUUUCAAGAAUAACUUUAUCAAAGUACGAAAGCAUCGAAAUCAAUAUGAAAGAUGCAAAGCCGCGCAAAAGCUACAAGAACUCAAUCUUCCAUGUCAAAUAAUGGUAGAUACAAUGGACGAUAAUGCAAAUGUGGCCUAUGGAGCGUUGCCUGAGAGACUCUACGCCAUCGAAGAAUGUAAAGUCGCAUACGUGGGUGGACAGGGACCAAUGAAUUCAUCAAUGAAAGCAGCACGUGACUGGCUAGAGUCAUAUCGCGAGAAAAACACAUUUAGAAGAUGGACAAUCUAA
Messenger RNA from Xenia sp. Carnegie-2017, 704 nucleotides. RefSeq names its product thyroxine 5-deiodinase-like. Lineage: Eukaryota; Metazoa; Cnidaria; Anthozoa; Malacalcyonacea; Xeniidae. Gene Ontology annotation, molecular function: thyroxine 5'-deiodinase activity. The transcript has 3 exons. The record is from RefSeq and is a predicted model, not a curated record. Bases 18 to 704 code for a protein of 228 amino acids.